UACUCGGUGGUAGGGCUUCCAGCCGCCUGGCUUCUGGGCGCCGCCAUGUUGGCAGAGGAGGGCUCGAGCCAUGGCUGCGGGAGCGGGAUUCCGCACGGGAGCGGAACCAGCUCUGCCCGGGAGAUGCUGGAAGUGCGGCCUGGGCUGUACCUGGGUGGGGCGGCGGCAGUCGCAGAGCCGCAUUAUUUGAAGGAGGCCGGCAUCUCUGCCGUGUUGACGGUGGACUCAGAACCUGGUUUCAAGGAGGGGGCUGGGUUCGAAGGUCUACGGAGCCUCUUCGUGCCAGCCCUGGACAAACCCGAGACCGACUUGCUCAGCCAUCUGGAUCGGUGCGUGGCCUUCAUCAGCCAGGCCCGCUCGGAGGGCCGUGCGGUGUUGGUGCACUGCCAUGCAGGCAUCAGUCGAAGUGUUGCUAUAGUGACUGCUUUUUUGAUGAAGACUGACCAUCUUACCUUUGAAAAAGCCUAUGAAAAUCUACAGACUAUCAAACCUGAAGCUAAGAUGAAUGAGGGGUUUGAAUAUCAACUGAAAUUAUACCAGGCAAUGGGAUAUGAAGUGGAUACCUCUAGUGCAAUUUAUAAGCAGUAUCGUUUACAAAAGGUUACAGAGAAGUAUCCAGAAUUGCAAAAUUUACCUCAAGAACUCUUUGCUGUUGACCCAACUACCAUUUCACAAGGAUUAAAAGAUGAAGUUCUCUACAAAUGUAGAAAAUGCAGGCGAUCCUUAUUUCGAAGUUCUAGCAUUUUGGAUCAUAACGAAGGAAGUAGGCCUAUAGCCUUUGCCCACAAGAGAAUGACACCAUCUUUCAUGCUUGCCACAGGGAAUCAGGCUCAAUGUACAUCUUAUUUCAUUGAACCUGUACAGUGGAUGGAAUCCACUUUGUUGGGAGUGAUGGAUGGGCAGCUUCUUUGCCCAAAAUGCAGUGCCAAGUUGGGAUCCUUUAAUUGGUAUGGUGAACAGUGCUCAUGUGGUAGAUGGAUAACACCUGCCUUUCAAAUACAUAAGAAUAGAGUGGAUGAAAUGAAAAUGCUGCCAGUUUUGGGAUCACAAACAAGAAAAUUAUGAACUUGCUUGGAAAUAAAUUUGUUGGUGAUAUGUGCCCCCCUUGCUUAUUAUCAUUCAYGGCAGUUUUUAGGCCAGUAUUUCAUUUGGAAUGUGAGAAGAUAAAAUCACUUGAUGUAACGUGGAAACUAUACUUUGUUAGCUUAUUACAUGACAUAGGUGGAAUACUUUACAUGGAAAUCAAAGCUUUUUAAUCAUGGAAAUUUUAUUUGACUUGAUAUUAAAGUCUUUUGUAACCUGGAUAUGUUCUUUGUUUCAUAUAGAAUUUAUUUAUUUAUAUACUUAUUUAGUGGUGCUGAAGAUCAACUCCAGGGCCUUG
This is a messenger RNA of Urocitellus parryii (Arctic ground squirrel), 1381 nucleotides long. It is a transcript of the gene Dusp12, whose product is annotated as dual specificity phosphatase 12. Lineage: Eukaryota; Metazoa; Chordata; Mammalia; Rodentia; Sciuridae. Gene Ontology annotation, biological process: protein dephosphorylation. The record is from RefSeq and is a predicted model, not a curated record. Gene Ontology annotation, cellular component: nucleus. Gene Ontology annotation, molecular function: protein tyrosine/serine/threonine phosphatase activity.